AAUCUUCCUGUAUUGACAGAUCUGUAUCUGCUGAUAAUAGUGAACUCAAUAUUGAAUCAUUGAUUGAGAACUUAAAGAAUGUGAUAAUGAAGAAAUUGUCUGUAUUAUAUGUGACUGAGUCUUUCAUAUCUUUUUCUGUCUCUUCUGUCACUUCUUUCUCUGCUACUCUCUUCUCUGUUCCUUUCUCUACUGCUUUCUCUCAAUCUUCUACACUUGUCCCUGUGUCUGAUUCUCCCGCUCUCACUACCUCUGUUUCUGUAACUCUCACUCUCACUACUUCUGCUUUCUCUGAUUCUACUAUCUCUGCUUUCAUUAUCAGCUCUCUCUGUUUCAAGAAGAUGUUGUAUAGACUUAAUGAAUUACAUUUCUCAAGAAUCACUCUUUCUCUUAACAGUAUGAAGAAUAUCUGUGUUUUCAGAAAUGAGAAUAUAAAUGUUGUACUCUUUUACACUUAUGAGUGUGAGACUU
Blastomyces gilchristii SLH14081 is the source of this 468-nucleotide messenger RNA. RefSeq lists its product as uncharacterized. The annotation marks the transcript as partial. The record is from RefSeq and is a predicted model, not a curated record. Lineage: Eukaryota; Fungi; Ascomycota; Eurotiomycetes; Onygenales; Ajellomycetaceae. The transcript is spliced from 3 exons.